Molecule: messenger RNA, 719 nt
Organism: Trametes versicolor FP-101664 SS1
Lineage: Eukaryota; Fungi; Basidiomycota; Agaricomycetes; Polyporales; Polyporaceae
Exons: 3
Coding region: 77-439 (120 amino acids)
Source: RefSeq, a predicted model, not a curated record
ACCACCACCUUCACUCCUCCGUUCACGUCCCCACUCUCGCCUCCUCGUGUCUUUACGGUCUUCUGCUAUCACCAAAAUGUCUACUGACGCGACUGCCCCCGCCUCCACCACCGCCAACGGAGGCCAGCCGGAGUCUAUCACCUCGCCUUCCGGCAAAGGAAAGGGCAAGCUUGUCCAGGAAGAGGUCAUGGACGACGAUGAUGACGAUGAGGAAGAGGAAGACGAAGAGGAGGAAGAUGAGGACAUGGAGGAGGAUGACUACUCGGAGCUCGACGCCGGUGCAAUCAUUAACACCGGCGGCCGUCGCACGCGCGGUGUUCGUGUCGACUAUUCCUCCGCCGAGGCGCUCGCCAAGGCCGGCCUCAAACCCGAGGACGCGGCUGAAGAUGACGAGAACGAGGAGUCUUUCAUCGCGAAGGACGAUGAGAUGCACGAUUGAUCAUCGUCAAACAAUGAGACACUUCCAUCCUCCUGGGGUUAUGGCGCCCUCUCCACGUUGUCCAACAAUCGUUGCGACCAAGAAUAUCGGGACCAAGACUACGGAAGGCCCGUGUACUUUGUGAGGAGGAUGGAUGGACCUGCUGGCUGUAUUCUUGCGCUGUUGUCUUUGUGGUCUUUGUUGUGAACGGUACCCUACGCCGCCGACGAAUGUAUAAUUACUCGCAUACCGGUCUGUGUGGCAUGAUUUUGACCAAUGUUGACGCGGACGUUGUACCCUC